Messenger RNA from Babesia ovata, 6609 nucleotides. Its product is annotated as Maf family protein. The transcript has 5 exons. The coding region runs from base 1 to 6609 and encodes 2202 amino acids. Lineage: Eukaryota; Apicomplexa; Aconoidasida; Piroplasmida; Babesiidae. Gene Ontology annotation, molecular function: nucleoside triphosphate diphosphatase activity. The record is from RefSeq and is a predicted model, not a curated record.
AUGAGCUUUAGUGACCUGGUUUCAGGCGUUCUUUUCGAGAAUGACCAGCCCAAGCUGAGCCCUGAGUCGAAGGUUGCGCUGUGGAUACUGCUGUGCAAAGAUCGCGAUGUGCUGGUCUUGACCGAUCCAAACGAUCGAGAGUUGACGGCUUAUGCUACCCAAUUAUGCAGUUUAGAGGUGCGGGAUCUUCGCGGUCAAUAUGGCCUCCAAAUACAUCUACAGAGUAAUGCGGCGAAUCCCACGGCAGACGCCACGUCUGACGACACUCGGUUUCUGCAGUAUAUCGACAACAGCCGCUUGUUUUGCUCCAAUGCGCUUCGCAUGAGGAAGCUGAACCUGCUGUUGUCCGAGUUCAUUAUGAAGAGUGGCGAGCGGUCCCGCAUUCUGAUGGCCAUAGCUUCGCGCCGGUACAAAGGAUACUGGCAGCACGAAUUAGUGAGCGAUUUGGGGAUUUCGCCGCGUGACCUUUUCAGCCACGUGGUGAACAUGGCCAAGGAUGGGGUGAUUUAUCGCGUGUCGGUCCCGCAGGAUUGUGUCUCCAAACAACUCGUAAAGGAGCAACUGCAGGUGCUUAAGACCCGUGACUCGGCAAGGGAGGAUGAUGAUGACUACGAAGAUAAGAUAGAACAAGGCAGUAGCCAGUUAGCAACGUUGUGGUUCCAUUCGCGGUACUUCAUUAUAGACCGCUUGCCAGGGAUGGUGCAGGAGGUCUGUUUCAAUCGUCCCAGCGAGGCACUCAACGAGCGUAUGUUGAAGGUGCUCCACGAGAGUGACAACCAAAUAAUACUGGAAGACGAGUGGAGGGAUGCAUACUGCUCAAUGCUGCUGGAGAAUGUUCCCUGGGUCCAUCCUAGCGUCAGCGAUCGCAUGGUGAAGAAAAGCUUUAUGUCAUUCCGGCGGUCCUUGGAGUCGAAAUGCAAGAUAACUCGCGUAUUUGCGUGGUGCUCGCAGACGAAAACCUUCGAGCGCUGCAUAAUUCCUUACUGCAAUGCGCCCGAGCUACAAGAAUCAGUAGACAUCCAGUCGGCACCUGGAUCCAGAUUGCGUGUAGUCAAAAUGGCCACUCAAAAGCCUGCGAUCACCUCCGACGCCGCUGCAGAUGUCCCGGCGCCAGCCCCCGUGUUCUACCAGUCGCCACAUCUAUUUCACGGACACACCUUGCCAGAGUGGACGUAUUACCUGGUGCGGUGCCACCGGGGAGGUGCCGGAGUGAACGAUUUGAACAACUUUUUGUCAAUGCCGUACAAGCUGUUGAUAAAAGUGAUAGCUUCCCUUGAGGGUGGCAAGGCGGUGUCGAAGGUGACUGUACGAGACGGCAAGUUGCUGAUGCACAUCUACUCCGUUCCAGGUAGUGAAGCUAUUAAGGGUAGAGCCAAUAAAGCUGGAUCUACGACUGCCAAGGGGAAGACACCGCAAGCAACUGCGUCUACAGCGCCAACCAGUGGAGAGUAUAACGAGGAUACACGUCCUGCUAAAAGGCAAAGGAAACCUCAAAUUAUUGGCGGUGUGAAGAUCGGGGCAGCUGGUGGAGGUUCAGCCCCCGGUGCGCCGGCAUCAUCCGCGCAGAGAGCGCAGCCACAACAUCCUCCAAGUGGGCCUUCGACGUCCACCACAUCAGAGCCUCCUAUAGCGUCGCAACCAAAUAAUGGAGCGGCAGAGGGGGUGCCUGAGGCGGAACCUGUGAACAAACCCUACUGUGACUGGGUUUCACUUCAACGUGCACUGUGCCCUACCGAAGAAGCUUACGAGGAACGGUUCAAAACGCUGUUUGGUACAGGCCAUGACCUGCCUAAAGCUGUGAACACUACCCUAUUCCGCCGUCGCAUGGUGCUGUUGUCAGAUUACAUUGAGGAUUUCCAAGCGGCAUCGUGCAACAACAUCUCCAUGAUGUAUGCUGACAUGGAUUGCAAUUCUGGGAAGACUGUCGACCGCAAGACCGUUCAGCGCGUGGCCAAAUACGUGCAAGAGCGUCGACCUCACAUCUGUAUGGCUCGAGGGCAUGAUCUAAAGGGGGUAUUAUUCCCGGUGAUGUUGCUGUACGACUCUCGUCGGAUGAACCCUCUUAAGGCGUUCCAAUUGGUGAACAAUGAGAUAGCGAAAAGGCGCCAAAUCAAGUCCACGAUUACAGCGAAUCUACGUCAUCGCAUAAACGAAUCUUUCAAGGACCCAAAUUCCCUGUCGGCGCCCGCGGAGGAACCAAUGCCGUCUUCUCAGUUCUACGCGGGACCUAUGCAAUUGAUGUCGACAACGUUGGUGAAGGAUGUUGCCGUGACCAUGAAACGUGCCAGGCAUAGUGGCAUCAAGCCCGCGCUGACCUUCGACAGCAGUAUGCAGGUUAACAAUGGUUACAUCCGCCCGAUUGUGACGCGGGUGAAAUGUUUGCACAGCUACUUAUUGGAAUUUGCAGGGGAAGGCAAAAAAUUUACGGCUAUAGAGGCGCUAAAGAAUAUGCCAAUGGACCUUUAUCUGCAGGUAAUCGGAUGCGGUUACCCGUUGCGUAGCGUGUUUGAUCUGCUUGAGGGUAAUGUGUUACAAGUCCAUCUGGAUGACGACCUGUACAAUGCUUUAUACCAGCAUUCCGGGGGCCGUACUGCGGUUUAUUUUCUGCGUCGUCUGUUGUCUAUUUUGAGCGUUAUCGGGGUAUUGAAGGUCAUCGCUACACCAGUUGAUCGUAAGACUGGCAGUCAUACGCCUGAAUGCACGCUGGAGUGGGAGGUGUGCCGUGGCGUGACCUUACGCAGCCUUGAAGACGAAACUCAAGUUGUGGGUCGAUUCAAUAUGCUUAAGGACUCUGAGAGUUUUUGGCAAGCUUUACAGUCUGAGGUUGUAACAUACGCUUCGCGUGAGGGGAGACCACUUCCUGCCCACAUGCCGAUACGCUCACUCUUCAACCCUAAGCACUGGAGGCGAUCAGCGUUCUUUAAAAAUGUGUAUCACGGCCAAAUUGACCGCACUAUUACCAGCUGGCUCCGCCUGACCUUUCAUGGGUUGGAUCAUCGCAAAUUGGCUAAGGUUCUGUACAUGCCGAACUAUUUGAUGAAAUUGGCCUGCCAGAACUCUAACGUAUCCCACGAACAUCUCUACAGGUAUCUGUUGCACCGCAUACGGAACAUCGGGAUUCAAUCUGCGCACAUUGGUGUUCCGAAGUCCGCUGUCCAUUACGCCAAGAAUAUGAGCGUGGACGAUGAAUGCAUCUGGUUAGCCAAAUUUGUUUUGGCAGAGCGUGUGUGCAACGCAUACUUUUACGGGAAAUUGAAGGAGUCCAAAAGCCACAUAUUCGGUGCCCCAGUUACAUGGGGAGCUCUUCGUCAAAAGAUGCUAGCUGCCAUGAGGUCGGAAGCGGAUCGUCGUAAUAGUCAAGGGGAGGAAGCGACAGAAAGCGACCAGCUCCCCAAUUCUACAGACGCAACAGAUCCAGAUCCUGUCGUUGAUGCAGGAGAAAUCGCGACUGUUGAUAAAAAAUUGGACAGCGAUUUCGGAAAUGGCGACCCCCAAAACUGGACACAUAGGGGAUUGGAUGACACGCUCGAUAACAAACACGUGAUUCGAAACGCGGUAAUGCUACGCAGUGAUAGCUCGAUAAGAUCAAUGUCAAUUGGCAGUGAAGUGUCAAACGUAGAUGCGGAUGAAUCUCGAGAAGCCGAUACUUCGGAUGGCGGUCUUGUAAAAGCUGAGCCGCAGCCGUUGGACCGAAUUUGGACAUUCCUCUCACUCAUGUUCGACGGCGUGUUCAAGCCGGCAGCAUGCCGUUAUAUCUUCGAACACAUCGUUGGCAAGUCCUCAUUGAGUCCCCGUAUGCUUCGUCGUAUGCGCCAGUUUUGUUCGGCUGACAUCCACAUCGUUCUCAAGCAUCACGGCCACAUGUAUCGCAUUUUGACCAACGAAAGAACACCCUUCGACCACCUCAAAUGUCAUCUGAAGAGCCUUCUGUUUAGCCCCACCGUAUGUGUACGCCCGUGGUUUCUGGAUUCUGUGCCUGAUUUUCGCCGCGGUCGUAGUAUUCUGCGUCAGUGGUGCGAUAAGGGAUGGGUGGUGAACACUAAGGAAAGCACCAACAUGCACACACUUUUCAAGUUAAGCACCUUUGCGAAGGGAAAGUUGUUUGGUAAGUUCGCCGAUUAUGAAUUCAAUUCCAAUUUGUUGGCUUCGCACAUCGCAAUGUAUCGGGAAAGUUUGUCUGCACCAGCUCCGGCAGUGAGUGACGCCGCCAAGCAGCAGGCUGCGCUAAACGCAUUGGGAACGUCGAUCUCACAUCGAUUCUCUCCUCAUUUCACUGCUGCACCGGAUGAGUUGAGUAUGCAUGACAUUUAUGGCAUGAUGGAUAAUUUUGUGAAAGGGGACCUCUCCUUCAUGCCUGUGUGGGGGGCCGAGGACCUGGAAGAGCCGCCUAUUGCUCAGCGUGUAAAGGCAUCUUAUGAGCGCUUGAAUGAUGGCGGUAUAUCUCGGCACAUCCGCGAGUGUACGCCCGACGUGCCGUCGGUCACGUCAGUGACCAUUGGGUUGCGUGCCCCGCCUUUGUCAACAUCUGCUUGCACAGACGGAGAUUUGGCCAAAAGGCGUGGUCAUAAAGGUCUAUUUCUCUAUGAACAAGAUCGCAAUCGUGAUGUUGUGUGCAGUGGGCGGUAUUCGGAAGUGCUGAAUCCAAUCGGUUGCCCGUCGCGAUUAUUAGGCAGCCACAUCAGAUGCCAAUAUCCGUUACGCAACUACGAAUAUGCGUCGGACUUUGACCGUGGGUGGUGGUCUGGGCGUUCGUUCUCCCUGGUGCCAAUUGCCGAAGGUGCUUUGUUGUCGGAUGUUCGUAGCAGCCAGCGCCCAAAUCAUGCCGCAGCCGUAGUUCCGCAUUGUAAUACUCAACCGUGCAGUGAGGGAUAUACGAACAAGGAACAUGCAUAUACUGCCUUGUCUCAACCUUCUAACUCCGGAACAUCGUGGAACAUUACGUCUGAGCCAGUGUCUAUCCCGGUCUCAUCGGCAGCAGCAUUAGGAUAUUUGCCCAACUUGCUGCUGCGCGUGACACGGUCGCUGUACGGCAAGUCAAUGUUGGUUUUGGAGGAUCGCUUGCCACAGUUGGAGGCUGCGCUGUAUCGUUUGGUGUGCGCGGUGCAAAUUUGCGAGAAUUCUGGCAUCACAGAAUCGGAGUUGCUGGCAAAGUUUUCCAUGUUGAACGCUGGGGAAUUCACAGACAAGACGGUUAGCACCGUCACAGGCAGCACGACGUUACUGCAUGUGGCCUUCGAAGUGGUAUUGGUGUCAGCCGAGGUGCUGCGUUUUGUGACGCGUGUGCCCCGGAACGAGGAGUUCGUGUACUACUACUGGGAACACUGCCAGCUGACCCACGUAAUACGGCAACGCGUCGUCGGAGUACGCUUCUACGGCAACACGCCGCCGCACACCGUCGACGACGUCACCACCGCCGUCCUGGAACGCCCGGAGUACAUACCGCCGCUGCUCUGGAUGAUAUACGAGGACCCAUACGCGCUAGCUCUAUCACCGGAAAGGCUCAGCAAGGACCUAGGAAGGCUCGCAGAGCUAGUCACCGAAACCGACGCCUUCGUCACAUACCUCGAGCACAGGGUGAAGUCUCCAGUGGGCAGCUUCGUGUCACUCGACGGUCAUUUAAACCAAACUCUGGUAGCGUUUCUGAUGCUACGCAUAACUUCUCUUCUGAAGACCGCGCCUGGGCAGACAUUGGUUGAGGUUGGUGUGGGAGAAACUGGUGAUUCUCGACAUUUGCGAGGUGAAAUUACUGCUCCGGGGAAUGAUCACUCUAGGGACUGGGUUGUCUUGGCAACUUCCGCAACUAUCCGAGCCCAUGUGUUGCGUCAGCACCUCAACAUGCACAACCUUCUGUUGCUGACAUCGGGUUUUGCUGAGGAUUUGGAUAAGUCGAAAUUCGAAGACGUAGGAGACUACGCUCGUGCAACUGCGGAUGGCAAGGCGCGCGCCGUUGCCAAGCGCAUAUUUGGCGCAUCAACUCCCGAAGAAGUCAAGGCAGUGACGGCAGACCUCAACAACCCAUUCGGAAGUGUGCCCAAAGAAUUCGACAUCAACAAGGUCAGGUUCGUCAUCGGCGCCGACACAGUGUGCUCGUGCGAUGGUGAGAUUUUCGAGAAGCCCGCCAACAUCGACGAGGCGCGUAAGCAGUUCACUGCGUACCAGGACGCCUACCCGGAAAUGAUUACCGGUGUGAGCGCAUACGCCCGCGAAAAAGGUCACGAGGAGCCCAUCUUUUCCUUCUACGAGACUGCCGUCCUCCGUUUCCAGCGCAUGACGCCCGAAGAUAUCGAGGCGUACCUGGCCACCAAAGAGUUUGUAGGUACCGCCGGAUCUUGCAGGAUCACGGGGUUUGCCGAAUGCUUAAUUGAGUGGAUGGACGGUAGCUACACCACCUCCGUUGGCAUGCCUGCGCAAAGGGUGUCGCGGAGUUUGUGCCGUUACAUAACUGGCUUCGUCAUGGAGGGCGAGGACGAAGAGUAUUACGAGGAAGAUGAUUUAGAAGACGAAGUAGAAGACACUGUGGAUGAGGAACUGAACGGCGAUGCUGGCACAGAAGAGGCUGGAGCCGAAGCAAACGGAACAACCGAACAGUCACAAAAGAACGCGGAAUAA